Messenger RNA from Polyodon spathula (Mississippi paddlefish), 2202 nucleotides. It is a transcript of the gene cdr2l, whose product is annotated as cerebellar degeneration-related protein 2-like. Lineage: Eukaryota; Metazoa; Chordata; Actinopteri; Acipenseriformes; Polyodontidae. Bases 513 to 1898 code for a protein of 461 amino acids. The transcript is spliced from 6 exons. The record is from RefSeq and is a predicted model, not a curated record.
UUUGAAAUUAAUGUUAAGCUUUCGUAUUUUGUUGUGUACUCAUUUAAUCAAACCAAUAGUGUAAGAAGACGUUUUUAAAAUCAAGUAAGCUUAUUUGUGAAUAAAAAACGACAACAAAGUCGCAGUCCUGUUGUGCUGCCAAUGUCAUUAAAGACACCCACUCAAAUAAAAUCGUAAAGUACAAAAGUACAAACUUGGCAGCAGACUGUGUCGCAGACGCAAGAACUGUGUUUAGAAUGUUAAGAAAACGCAUUUGAGAGCAAAUAUUUGUUUGAGGUUUUUAACUUAACUGAAGAGGUUCCGGUGCUAAGCCCCGGCACAAAUUAACCACUGAUGUUUUCUGUGUGGCAUUGCAGUAACGUGUUCUGAAGAAACCAAUGCUAGAGGUCCCUAUUGAGCUGGAGAAGCAUUCCCUCUUUCAGGGUCUGCUCGUGGACUCCUCUGCGUUUCUGUUUGGCACACUGAGGCGGUGAACAUCUGCAAUUCUGAGUCAACGCUGGCUCGGCGUCCUGAUGCUGAGCGCUGGGAGGAUGGAGGAGUUUGAGACCGCGGAAGAGGAGCCGUGGUAUGAUCAACAAGACCUGGAACAAGACCUGCACCUGGCCGCUGAGCUCGGGAAGACCCUGCUGGAGCGCAACAAGGAGCUGGAGGACUCAUUGCAGCAGAUGUACCUGACCAAUGAGGAGCAAGUGCAGGAGAUAGAGUACUUGUCCAAGCAGCUGGAGAUGCUGCGGGAGAUGAACGAGCAGCACGCCAAGGUGUACGAGCAGCUGGACGUGAGCGCGCGCAGCCUGGAGCGCACCAAUCACAGGCUCGUCCUGGAGAGCAAGGCAGCCCAGCAGAAAAGUGACCGGAUGACAGAGACCAUCGAGACCCUGCAGGGCCAGGUGGAGGCGCUGCAGGCGCAGGUGGAAGAGCUACGCAGCCUGGAACAGCUGUGUGUCAGGAGAGAGAAGAGGGAGAGGCGCAAGACCAUCCACUCCUUCCCCUGCCUCAAAGAGCUGUGCUCAUCACCCAGGUACGAGGAUGGCUUUGUGAUCCGGAGCUCGCAGUCGGAGCUGGAGCCUAAGCCGCUGGAACAUGAGAACGAGCGCCUGCGGGAGACGGUGAGCUUGCUGCGCUCUCAGAUCCAGCAGGAGCGGCAGCGCAAAGAGGGGGCGGAGCGGGAGUGCGCCGCUAUGCUGCAUGAGUACUCAGAGCUGGAGCACCGGCUGCACCAGGCGGAGGGCUGCCACCUGCGCAUCCACGAGCUGGAGGCUGAGCUGCUGGAGCUGCAGCAGAUGAAGCAGAUCAAGAAGUACCUGCUGAUCGGAGAGGACAGCCUGGCCGAGGCCCUGCUGGAGCCUCUUAACAACACCCCGGAGACGGACGAAGCAGGGGGGAGCGGAGGCCGCAGCCAUGCUCUGUCCCCCACCAGCCCCCCGGCCGCCAGCCCAGUGCGGAAGAGCUGCAGCGACACAGCACUCAACACGAUCGUCACCAAGGAUGCCGCCAGCCGGCACCAAGGCAACUACACCCUGCAUGCCAAUAACGUGCGCAAGCGGGGCAUGUCGAUCCUGCGCGAGGUGGAUGAGCAGUACCAUGCCCUGCUGGAGAAGUAUGAGGAGCUCCUGGGCAAGUGCCGGCGCCAUGAGGAGAGCCUGCGCCACAUGGGCGUCCAGACCUCCCGGCCCGUCUCUCGAGACACCUCCCUGAGGGACUGCCACAUGCCAGAGCUUUCCCAAGACGCAGAGGAGCGCAAGGCCGUGGAGAACAUCAGCAAGCACGUAGAGGCGGUGGACAAGAGGCUAGGCCAGACCACCCCCGAGUACAAGGCCCUCUUCAAGGAGAUCUUCUCACGCAUCCAGAAGACCAAGACAGACAUGAAAUCCAGUAAAACCAGCAAGAGCAGCAAAUAAACAGAACCACGCAGCUCCCCUUUCCGUUUCAUCGUAUUACUGGACUACCUGCCUGGCUUAAUUAACCGCUGAUAAAGAGCAGGGAAUCUGCAGCCAGGGUUCUCAGUAUUAAUGCAGUAGCAUUAGGUCUGUUUUUUGAGGGAUCACCCCUCUUACACUCACUGCAAAGAAAUGUAUUUCACCUUUAGAACCGUAAACACCCAUGAAGCUGUAACAUGGGAACAAACAUGUAAUCCGCUUACUAAAACACACACAGAGCUUGUACUAUCUUACAAAGACAGGGCGCUUUAGACAUAUAUCUUUA